ACCGGCAACGUAUCCAUAAAUAAAUAACAAGCACCUGGAAAUCAAUGGGAACUUAAGGAUGCACGGCUCCUGGAAAUAUGCACUGCCUAUUGGCUUCGUGUUAUACUCAUUACCGCUCUUCCUGCGUGUUAACAGCACUUCAGAUUACAUUGUUGACGAGGAGUUCCACAUACCACAGGGCCUGGCAUUUUGUAACAAGAAUUUUGAUGUGUGGGACUCCAAGAUCACUACCUUUCCCGGUUUGUACUUCAUAGCGUUAGUGCUACAUCCCUUCAACUGGUGCAAUGUGACUGGACUGCGACUGCUUAGUUUAGCCGGCGCUGGCAUCAACAUCUUACUGCUCUAUAAAAUACGCCGGCGAACUCUGGCUGGCGUGGGUGGGAAUGCUUAUGCGGCACAUGAAGCUAUAACAUUGUCGGUGCUUCCGCCUUUGUAUUUCUUUAGUCAUCUGUACUACACGGACACAUUGUCGCUUACUAUGGUGCUCUUAUUCUACAAUUACUGGCAGCAAGAGGCGCAUCUGCCGGCAUCUGUUUUUGCUGCAGCCAGCGUGCUGAUGCGUCAAACAAACAUUGUCUGGGUGUGCAUGUGCACCGGCAUUACAGUGCUGGAUACACUGACUAUAAAAUGCGCCAAAACCCGUACCCGUACUUCUUCAAAGAAGAACAUACGUAUCUUUGGCCGUGAGCUUUGGCUGCUGCUCAUCAGCAGUCCGCGUUUGGUCUGCUCGUGUUUUUUAAGCAUUUUAGCCAAAUGCUGUUUCUAUGCUUCCAUUAUAUUGCCAUUCAUUGGUUUCAUUUACAUCAAUGGCUCCAUCGUCGUAGGCGAUAAAAACGCACAUGAGGCAGAAGUACAUCUGCCUCAGCUAUUUUACUUUGCUGUCUUUGCGGCUGUCUUUGGGAUUUCCAAUACGCUGCGGCAGUUCCGUACGGCUGUGGCUCUAUUGCGACGUCACUUCUUACUCGCGAUAUUGGCUGCUGCGAUAAUUUUUGCUGUUGUGCAUCUUAACACUAUGAUUCAUCCAUAUUUGUUGGCCGACAAUCGUCAUUAUACCUUCUAUAUAUGGAGACGGCUGUAUGGCCGCUUCUGGUGGUUCCGGUACGCAAUGGUGCCGGUAUAUCUGCUGGCGAUUACUAUCAUCUAUUCCGGUCUGCGUCACAUGAGCGACAGCUUUAAGUUAAUGUAUCCGUUGGCGUUGGUGCUGGUUCUUUGCUUUCAACGUCUGCUUGAACUGCGUUAUUUUCUGGUGCCCUAUGUGCUCUUCCGCCUGCACACACGUCCUGCACGCAAAGGCUUUGCAGAGUGGCUGGAGCUGGGCGUACAUCUGCUGCUUAAUGUCGCUACCUUCUACAUAUACUUUACUAAGGAGUUUUAUUGGCAAAACUAUAGCACACCACAGCGUAUUAUCUGGUAGCUGAGUGGUCAAAUCAU
Molecule: messenger RNA, 1431 nt
Organism: Drosophila busckii
Lineage: Eukaryota; Metazoa; Arthropoda; Insecta; Diptera; Drosophilidae
Gene: Alg10
Product: putative Dol-P-Glc:Glc(2)Man(9)GlcNAc(2)-PP-Dol alpha-1,2-glucosyltransferase
Exons: 3
Coding region: 59-1414 (451 amino acids)
Biological process (GO): dolichol-linked oligosaccharide biosynthetic process; protein N-linked glycosylation
Cellular component (GO): endoplasmic reticulum
Molecular function (GO): dolichyl pyrophosphate Glc2Man9GlcNAc2 alpha-1,2-glucosyltransferase activity
Source: RefSeq, a predicted model, not a curated record